GAAACGAACUCGAGAAGAAGAUCGUCAAUGCUGAGGUUUUGCUUGAAAUAUCACAUUCGUACCCUUGAAAUGGCAGGCGAAAUAAGUUCUUUGCACGACAAAUUCACUGGACAUAUGACUGUAAUUUGGGCGUGUAGUUUAGGAUGUACCGGCAAUCAAAUUUUCAGCGUACGUUGAAAAGUACUCUGAGUUACUCAUCCAAUCACGAAAAUAUCACUUGUAAUUACAUCAGAAUCUUG
Molecule: messenger RNA, 239 nt
Organism: Acanthoscelides obtectus
Lineage: Eukaryota; Metazoa; Arthropoda; Insecta; Coleoptera; Chrysomelidae
Source: the annotation of a GenBank genome assembly